AUGAUCACCAUGAUAAAUCUAUCAGAUCCCAGACUCCACACUCCUAUGUACUUUUUCCUUAACCACUUGUCCUUUGUAGAUGUUUGUUCCUCCUCUUCCAUUGCCCCCAAGACACUGUGUGAUAUCUUUGUGACGAAAAAAGGCAUCUCUCUCAUGGGUUGUGCUGCACAGAUGUGGUUCUUUGGUCUCUUUAUUGCAGCUGAGUGUUUCCUCCUGGCUUCUAUGGCAUAUGACCGGUACAUGGCCAUCUGUAAGCCCUUGUUGUAUACACUCAUUAUGUCCCAGCGGGUCUGUGUGCACCUGGUGGUAGGACCUUAUGCCACAGCUCUGAUAAGCACAAUGACUCAUACAAUUCUCACUUUUUACUUACCUUUCUGUGGUCCAAAUAUUAUCAGUCAUUUUUUCUGUGACAUUUCACCACUGCUUUCCCUCGCAUGUGCAGACACCUGGAUCAAUAAGUUAGUCCUUUUCAUCUUGGCUGGAGCUAUAGGAGUACUCAGUGGCCUGAUCAUCAUGGUCUCCUAUCUUUGCAUCGUGGUGGCUAUCUUGAAGAUCCAGACAGCUGAUGGGAGGAGGAAAGCUUUCUCCACUUGUUCUUCUCACCUGGCAGUCAUCUCCAUCCUAGGUGGAACUCUUUUCUUUACCUAUGUUCAGCCUGGCUCAGGUUCCUCCCUAGAUGUCAAUAAAGUAAUAUCUCUGUUUUAUACUGUGAUAAUCCCAAUGUUGAACCCCCUCAUCUACAGCUUGAGGAACAAAGAAGUAAAAGAUGCAUUCAAGAAGAAGUUUGAAAGGAAAAAUUCUCUAAUAUGUCGGUAA
This is a messenger RNA of Diceros bicornis minor, 816 nucleotides long. RefSeq names its product olfactory receptor 5G3-like. The record is from RefSeq and is a predicted model, not a curated record. Gene Ontology annotation, biological process: G protein-coupled receptor signaling pathway; sensory perception of smell. Gene Ontology annotation, cellular component: membrane. The transcript has 2 exons. Bases 1 to 816 code for a protein of 271 amino acids. NCBI's taxonomy places the organism in Eukaryota, Metazoa, Chordata, Mammalia, Perissodactyla, Rhinocerotidae. Gene Ontology annotation, molecular function: olfactory receptor activity; odorant binding; G protein-coupled receptor activity.